CUGGAUGAUGGGAGGAGGGAUGUGAGAGUGGGAGCGGGGGAAGAAGAAGGAGGCACAUAGUGGCGAGGAGAGAGGCAUCAUCUCAUUGAUGCUGAGUCACAUCACGGAGGGACCGCAGCCACAUCCAAUGAGUCUUUGGGAAUAAUGGAGGAGCUGGAACACACUUGCCCCCAUCCUCGGACGAUGCUGACAGAGCCUGCCAUCUUUGCCAGAGAGACCAGCUGCGAUUGCCGCGCGCCUCAUGAGAAGCUCACCGUCGCUCAGGCCCGCAGAGGCACCCCGGUGGACCGUCCAGUGAGAGUGUACGCUGAUGGCAUCUUCGACCUGUUCCACUCGGGCCAUGCUCGUGCUCUCAUGCAGGCCAAGAAUCUUUUCCCCAACACCUACCUCAUCGUGGGAGUGUGCAGCGAUGAGCUGACCCAUAAGUACAAGGGCUUCACUGUCAUGACUGAGACAGAGCGAUACGAAGCGCUCAGACACUGCCGCUAUGUCGACGAGGUGCUCAGGGAUGCUCCUUGGACGCUCACGCCCGAAUUUCUGGAGCAACACAAGAUCGAUUUUGUGGCUCAUGAUGAUAUCCCAUACUCCUCAGCAGGGAGCGAAGAUGUCUACAAACACAUCAAGGAGGCAGGAAUGUUUGUGCCCACUCAACGCACCGAAGGAAUCUCCACGUCGGACAUCAUCACCAGGAUUGUCCGGGACUACGACGUCUACGCCCGUCGUAACCUCCAACGUGGCUACACGGCCAAGGAGCUCAACGUCAGCUACAUCAAUGAAAAGAAGUACCGGCUGCAGAAUCAAGUCGACCGAAUGAAAGAGAAGGUUCGCAACGUCGAGGAGAAGAGCAAACAUUUUGUUUACCGUGUGGAGGAGAAGAGUCACGACCUCAUUCAGAAGUGGGAGGAAAAAUCGAGGGAGUUUAUCGGCAACUUCCUGGAACUAUUCGGACCUGAUGGUACUUGGAAGCAGGUGUUUCAGGAGCGCAGUGGACGAAUGCUCUCCUAUGCUCUGUCUCCCAGAGAGUCUCCCUGCAAUAGCCCUCCACGUGAACUGUCUCCCCUGCGCUCGCCUUCGCCGCCAUCUCCGCCCGCCCGCUGGCACAACGCACGGCCCUCGCCGCCAACCUCCCCCAAAGGAGCGUCCGCCUCCAUCAGCAGCAUGAGUGAAGGCGACGAGGACGAGAAGUAGACGGGUGGCGGACGCUCCCAUGUGCACACGUGAUUCACAGAACACUGCCUGAGAACUUGUCACACGUGUGCCCACGUACAAUUCCCACACAAACACGAGAUGGAAUACCAAAAACGCUUUACCUCAAGGAAAAUAGCAAAGCAUACUGAAGCGGUGGGAUUUCUGUGCAUGGGAGGUUUGUUUUGCUGAGUGGAGAAGCCAUCGCAAGGUGGAAGAUGACUGUUCAUGAUUCCAGGAUCGCAUAUUUAGAAAAAACUAAACUCUAAUCAUGGAAUUUCCGUUACAAAUGUUCCCACAGCUUUGUGAAGCCACCGACUUGUUUUUGUCCCCUUUUCUCUUUUUACUACAGCCAUUCGUUUAUAAGAGAAAAGUUUUGUGUACGAUAUUCAGGGCUUGAACUCCAUUCAUAUUGAUUUUUUUCAGUACAGUACAGCGGUGUACCUAGUUCCCACAUGGAAUACACAGUAAGCAACAGGAGAUGUUCCUCGCUUGUGCUCUAGUCUAUUCACUGGUUUACUCCGUGAACAAACACAGUGCAGCUCAGCCUCUGUCUAGCAGGCGUCAUGGCUCGUCAACUCAUUUGAAACGGCGUUUAAAAAUAGAAGACACUGCACAUGGGUUUUCAGAGACCAUUUUUUUCAACAAAAAGUGCUUUAUUGCUGGUAACAUCUAUAAAAGUAGGUCAUGACUUUGCAACAGUAGGAAAAUGUGGCUCCCAGGGUGACAACAGUUAAGAACCACUGAGCUAGAUGUUACAACUGAUUUCACAAAGCUUUAGAAAUGUUCAAUGUGCACACCACGAGUGAGGUGUUCAGGCAGCACUCCAGCCAAACACAACUGGAUGCCUCCACAAACAGCUUUCCUCAAUGUCCAAAUCUGCUUUCCAAUGGGUGUUUUUCUUGUUAUUGAGUUAUCUUGAAAAUGCACGCUGGACACUCAUGGUCGAGUAUAUUCUAACACACAAUGCCUUUUCAUCGCUAAUCAUUUUUAGUAGAAUUGUUCAAACUUAUGUCCAAUUUUUUUGGAACACACUUGUAAAAACACACACCCUGUAUAAAAAAAAAUAAUAAAAAUGUAUGUGCUGUUACUUGCUUCAAGAACAUUUUAAAUCAACAAGUCAGGCCUAGACUUUGAAAGUGCAACGUGACAUAAUCAGGAACUAUAAGGGAGAAAACGCGCAAAGGGGGAAAUUGAGUCAAUAAUGUGUAAAGUUAGUAAAUUUCUCACUUGUACGUGAUCUUCAUAAAGCAUUUCAUGAUUUUCUUUCAUUUCACAAAACUACCUUCCUCUAAAAAUGAUACACUUAAGUAAUUGAAUCUCUUCAGCAGGCUCCAAGACAUAUUGGCUGACUUUGAUCGCUAACCUUUGAUAUGUGUUGUUUUAAGCAGACCACAAUUAACUAAUAGUAUAAGCAAUACUGUACUGUGUUGGUGCAACCACUUAGUUUGAAUUUCUUCAACGCAAAAUGAGCUAACCUGUCACAUUCUCCUCCAUCUUGGCUUGAUUUGUUUCACGUGUCACACUAUAGAAAAGCCAUACAUCUCGACAUUUCUCAAAAUGUUCUGCUCAACAUGCAAUAUAAUUCAAGGUGGAUUUGGGCCUUUACUCAGAAGAAUGAUGAUACAUUCAAUUUAAACUCACCUGUGCAUAGAAACGGUAUAAGUGUGCAACCUGUGAGAGCCAACAUAUAUGCUUUUGGAAUGUAUGUUUUCUUUUUCUUUUUUUAUGAUGAAGUCCAAAUUGCUUGGUGUGAAAAUAAAAACUCAACAUGU
This is a messenger RNA of Phyllopteryx taeniolatus (common seadragon), 2960 nucleotides long. It is a transcript of the gene pcyt1ba, whose product is annotated as phosphate cytidylyltransferase 1B, choline a. Lineage: Eukaryota; Metazoa; Chordata; Actinopteri; Syngnathiformes; Syngnathidae. Gene Ontology annotation, biological process: CDP-choline pathway. The transcript is spliced from 8 exons. Gene Ontology annotation, molecular function: phosphatidylcholine binding; choline-phosphate cytidylyltransferase activity. Bases 145 to 1188 code for a protein of 347 amino acids. The record is from RefSeq and is a predicted model, not a curated record.